GAGCCGGAGGAAGAAGGCGUUCGCGAGCCGUGGGAGCCGCCGCCAUUUUGUGCGCGCUGUUGGUGAAGGGAGAAGCCCACGGCUGGGCGAGGGAGCGGCGGCGGCGGCCCGUGGAGCUCCGAUCUGAGGAGAAAACGACGUCGGUGAUGCGGAGGAUGAGCUAGAGGAGGCCGGCGGGAGAGCGGCAGCGGCCAGUGCGGCAGGAGGAGGAGGAGGAGGAAGGGGUCGUCUGUCUGUCUCUGUCUGUCCGUCUUCCCUUCCCUCCUCGCCGGCGGCCGGUCGUUUCCCGCGGCCUUUUCCAGCCCUGCGGAGGAGAAUGUCGGGCGGCAGCGGCAGCACCAGCCCCGCCUCGGGGGCCGAGGGAGCCGGCGGCGGCGGCGGGGGCAGCAGCGAGGACGCCUGCCGCGACUACCAGUCGUCGCUGGAGGACCUGACGUUCAACAGCAAGCCGCACAUCAACAUGCUGACCAUCCUGGCCGAGGAGAACGUGCCCUUCGCCAAGGACAUCGUCUCGCUGAUCGAGGCGCAAGUCGCCAAGGCUCCUUCAAAUGAGAAACUUCCUGUUAUGUACCUUAUGGACUCCAUUGUCAAGAAUGUUGGAAGAGAAUAUCUUACUGCGUUUACUAAAAACCUAGUUGCAACAUUUGUUAAUGUGUUUGAAAAGGUGGAUGAAAAUACUAGGAAAAGUUUAUUUAAAUUGCGUUCCACGUGGGAUGAAAUUUUCCCUUUGAAGAAACUCUAUGCUCUCGACAUCCGGGUGAAUUCAAUAGACCCAGCUUGGCCAAUUAAGCCGCUACCCCCUAAUGUGAAUACUUCUAGCAUCCAUGUGAAUCCUAAAUUUUUAAAUAAAUCGCCUGAGGAGCCUCCUGCACCGAGCUCUACAGUCUGUACACCUGCUGUCUCGUGUUCUGCUGUGUCCUCUUCUCCAAUUAUUCCUGAAAUACAAAAGAAUUUGACUCAAGAGCAGCUAAUAAGACAACAGCUCCUGGCAAAGCAAAAACAGUUGUUAGAACUUCAACAGAAAAAAUUAGAACUGGAGCUAGAGCAGACCAAAGCACAACUGGCAGUUUCUCUUAGUGUUCAGCAAACUACAUCCAGCCUGGGUCAAGCACCUUUGAAACCACAUGUUCCACAGCCGCCUCAUGUGCCAGUUAAAGCUCCCCAUCAAAUUAGUCUGCCACCUGAAAAAACCCAUCUGUCUCCUCUCCAUGAUGCCAAAAUACCUAAUAGAGAUCCUCGUCUUAAUAGAACAAGUCAGCAUUCUUCUCAUGCUAAAGAUCAAAGUCAUAGGAAAGAUUUUCUAAUGAAUCCAGUUAAUCAGCCUGAUUCUAAGACAAGCAAAAGUCUACAGACUGAAAAACAAAACACAUCAAAGCAAGAAAAACUAAAACAGGGUGAGAAAUUGCAGAAGAAAGAGUUUGAUCUAGAUUCAAAAACAAAAUCGCCAUCUCCCUUGCAAAGCAAGCCUUUUCAUUCUAAAGAUUCCAGAAACCAAGACUCUGAAAACACUAGAGUGUCUGAAAUGAGCAAGAGGGAUCCAAGAUUAAAAAAGCAUCUUCUGGAUAAGCCAGAUGGUAAAGACAGUGAUACAAAAGAAAAGAGGAGAAGCAUGGAGAGAAAAGAGAAAGAAGAACAUAGGUCAGUUGGGAGUAGAAACAAAAUAAUUAAUGGCAUUGUACAAAAGCAGGACCCGAGUACAGAGGAAUCAGAAAAAACAGGUGGAAAGCCAGGAAGAUCAAGUACUAGGAAAAGAUCACGUUCGCCUAGAUCUCGGUCACCAUCUUCCCAUUCUCCAAAACGGCGAGAGAGGCGGUCACCCAAACGAAGGCUCAGAAGUCUCUCUCCUGGACCUAAAAUUGGGAAACUUCGACAGUCUGGACCCAAACAAUCCCAUGUAGAGGACUUUGGGCAGGGAACACGAGAUGAAAGGAGCUCUAAUAAGAGGGGCCUUAAACAGGAAGCAAGAGAUUCAAGGAGGUCAAAGAAAUUGCAUGAAGACCGUCCACAGGAAGGAAUGAAUCAACACUCUUCAAAAGCAAAUUCGGAACCCAAAGAAAAUGUGGAAAACUGGCAAGGUUCCAAGUCAAGCAAAAGAUGGAAGUCUGGUUGGGAGGAAAAUAAAAACCCCCAGCUUACUGAAGAGCAUCAAGGACCUUGUAAAUCACCUCAUCAGAGGCACAGAGAUGCCUGGGCAACUAGUAAAGGAGUUCCAUCACCACGCACACCAAAGCAGCAACAUCGAUUAAGUGUGGAUGCUAAUUUGCAGAUUCCCAAAGAAUUGACUGUGGCAAACAAGAGAGAGUUACUUAAGAAGGCCAAUGAACGCCUGUCAUCUGGUGAAAUAACGCAAGAUGAGUUCCUUGUUCUGUGUCAUCAGAUUCAUCAGCUCUUCCAGUAUCAGGAAGGAAAGCACAGGUGCAAUGUGUGGGAUAGCCCUUUGGGCGAAAAGGGCAAUUUGAAAAAGAAGCCCCUGUUGACUGAUGCAGAUUUAAUAUAUCAUGAACAUAAAGCUAAGUUAAAGAGAACACAAGUUCAGCAUUCAUUUCCAAGGCUCAACAUGUUGGAUGCUGAUGAAAUGUUAGACUUCCGUUUGAGUGAUGCUUUUCUUUCUGGUAUGGAAUGUGAACAAACAAAAAGCAAAUGUGUAGGACAGUUUGGUGAAAGAUCAAGGCGACAUUCCCCUGUUGGUGGCAACAGACCGUAUUCUGAAACUUCGCCUCAUGAGGGCCGGAGAAGACAUGAUGAGCCAAACACUUCGAAAGGUGUUCGAGACGAGCAGAGGUCUCCAUUCAAUGAACCCUUCAAGAGACCAAGAUAUGAAGAUACAGAGAAACAGUUCACAGAGAGUCCAGGAUCCCGAUUUGGUGCUGCUGAUGGAAAGCAAAGAUUUAGUUCAUUGAUGGAAGAGAGGUCUCAUUUUGAGGGCUCUCCUAGACAUCCUGGCACAAGGGCAGGUGGAGAUGGAUCAGCAACUCAUUUUGAAGGACCUGCUAAUACAAAUUCUAGAAUUGAUGGACCACAGGCACAGACUAAUUUAAGGUUUGAGGGGCCCCUAGGUCAGCCAGCACCUCAGUUUGAUGGGCUCCCAGCAGAGUCUGGAGGAAAUGGUUCUUUGAUGUUUGAUGGGCCAUCAGGGCAAAUGGGUGGUGGUCCCCUGCGGUUUGAAGGUCCCACAGGGCAAGUAGGUACAGGAACAGGUAUAAGGUUUGAGGGGCCUAUGGGGCAGCAAGGGGGAGUGUUGAGGUUUGAGAGGCCUACAGGCCAGUCAGUGGGUGGCAUAAGAUUUGAAGGGAACCAUGGCCAGCCAUCAGCUGGCAUUAGGUUUGAGGGACCUCAUGGCCAACCAUCCACUGGGAUGAGGUUUGAUACACCACAUGGUCAGCCAUCUGCUGUGAUGAGGUUUGAAGGGCCACAUGGCCAACCCUCGGGUGGAGUGAGGUUUGAAGGGCCACAUGGCCAACCCUCAGGUGGAGUGAGAUUUGAAGGGCCGCAUGGCCAACCCUCAGGUGGAGUGAGGUUUGAAGGACCUCAUGACCGUGUAGGACCCCAUGGCCCCCCAGGUGGUGGAAUGAGGUUUGAGGGACCCCAUAGUCAACCAAUGGGGCCUCAUGGUCAACAAGGAACUGGUUUACGGUUUGAAGGGCCACAUAUGCAGCCCAUGGGACCCCAUGUUCAACCAGGAGCUAAUCUGCGAUUUGAAGCACCACACGGUCAGCCCAUGGGUCCACAUGGGCAGCAGGCAAGUGGUCUAAGAUUUGAAGGGCCACAUGGGCAGCCUAUGGGGUCACAUGGUCAACCUGGAGUUGGACCUAGGUUUGAAGGGCCGCAUGGGCAACCUGUUGGGCCGCAUGGGCAGCCAGGUAUUGGUCCCAGGUUUGAGGGACCAUCGGUCCAGUCUGGACUUAGAUUUGAAGGACCUAUCAACCAAACAGGCCCAAGGUUUGACAGCUGUCAGUCAAGAUUUGAUGGUCAACCUGGUCAGCCAUCACUCUUGCAAAGACUGGAUGGAUUACAUGGACAGCCUGGUCCAAGGUUUGAAAUGGGGCCUGCUCAACAGACACCACCUCGAUUUGAUGGCCCACCUGGUCAGCAGGUUCAGCCACGUUUUGAUACGCCUAUGCCUCAGCGGUUUGAAGAUCCUCAACAUCAGCAAGCAGCACGAUUUGAUAUGUCUCUUGGUCAUCAAGGUCCUAGAAUUGAAAAUGUAGCUAAUCGCUCUGCCUCAAGACUUGAAACACCACCUUACGGACAAGCUGGUCCUUACAAUGAACCUUCCAACCAGCCCUAUAAUGGGCCAUCACAAGGAAUGCAGUUCCAGAGAGCUGAGCAAAUGUUUGAUAACCCUCAAGGACCAAACUUCAAUGGGCUACCUGGAACUGGAGCCCAAACUUUUCCUAAUGCACUUAAUAGGGCUUCUGGACAUUUUUUUGACGACAAGAACCUUCAGGGUCCUCAGUAUGGCAACUUUAACAGUAUGUCAGGAAAUGUUCAGCAACCUCAGCAGGUUCCUGUUCUGUCAAUGGCAUCUACUCAGCCUGUACCUUACAAUCCAGGGCAACCACUCUUACCUGUUCAUGCACAAAAUCCUGGAAGCUUUGUCCAAAGUCAACCUGGGAAUGCCCCACUUUCCUAUCCUGAUAAUCACCUUGGCCAACUUGAUGUAAAUGAAUUGUACUCAAAACUGCUUUCAACGGGAAUCCUCAAGGUUUUACAGCCUGACUCAGCUUCAACUCAAGUCAGUGAAGUUUCUACACAGCCAGUUCCAGAGGAGGAAGAGGAUGAUCAAGACCAGAAUGAGGAUCAAGAUGUUCCAGACCUGACUAGUUUUGUGAUAGAAGAACUGAAACAGCGCUAUGAUAGUGUUAUAAACCGGCUCUACACUGGUAUUCAGUGUUACUCUUGUGGAAUGAGAUUCACAACCUCACAAACGGAUGUAUAUGCAGACCACUUGGACUGGCAUUAUCGCCAGAACCGCACGGAAAAGGAUGUCAGCAGGAAAGUCACUCACAGAAGAUGGUACUACAGUUUAACAGACUGGAUAGAAUUUGAAGAAAUUGCUGAUUUAGAGGAACGUGCAAAGAGCCAGUUCUUUGAAAAAGUGCAUGAAGAAGUUGUGUUAAAAACACAAGAAGCUGCUAAGGAAAAGGAGUUUCAGAGUGUCCCUGCAGGCCCAGCUGGAGUAGAUGAGAGCUGUGAAAUUUGUCAGGAGCAGUUUGAGCAAUAUUGGGAUGAGGAAGAGGAGGAGUGGCAUUUAAAAAAUGCCAUUUGUGUAGAUGGAAAGAUCUACCAUCCAUCAUGUUACGAAGAUUAUCAAAAUACCUCAUCAUUUGAUUCAACACCAUCUCCUAGCAAAACCCCUGUAGAAAAUCCACUAAAUAUUAUGUUGAACAUUGUCAAGCAAGAAAUACCAGACUCCUGUAGCAGUCCCAAAGUCAAAGAAGAACCUGAGGAAAAGCCUGAUGAGUGUAUGGAAGAGAGCACAUCUGCAUCGGCCGAAAUUAAAACAGAACCUGAAAAGGUUGAGUCAGUUUAAACAAUUUUUUUUAUUACAGAAAAGAGCUACUGUGUUCUAGCUGACUCUAGAAGGCAAAUAAUUUUUAUAUGAAUAAAGUAUUCACCUGGGGCAGGGCCCCAGCUGCUUAUUUGGUUAAUAAAUACAUUUUUGUAUUUGAAUUUCUUAUUACCUGCACAGUGUCAGGUGUCUAUUGUGUGGAAGUUCUGUAGAUGGCGUACAAAAUUAACAGGAAUAGACUGUAUAUGUAAGAAAAAUUGUAUGAUUUUUUCACUUGUGGAAAUGUAAAUUAUAAAUAAAAGAUAUUUUUUGCUAUCUAUGGAGUAUAAUGUUUAUGCACACCAUCUAAUUAAAAAGUGUUUCUGUUUUGGGGAUAUUCUUAAGUGGAACUGAAUUUGAACUUCAACAUAGACCCCGUGUUAAUAGGAUUCUCAAAGAAAAUGCCUGAUGGCCUUUUUUGGAUUCAUAGGAAAGUUGUUAAGAAGAACAUUUCAGUUCCAGAAGAGAUUCCUGCAAACAUUGGAUUGCUUUUCUUUACAUGCAUUCACAUCCAGAUAUUUAAAAAGAAGGCUAGGAGAGGUACAUAACAAAAUAACAUGUGCUUGACUUUGAACACGUGCCAACAGUUUACAGAAAAAACCCAGGGUGUACUGGGAACAGAAGCAAUUUCAGAUUUUCUUAAUUUUUUUCCAUCCAGUUAAAUACACAAGAAUUUAGUAGAUGAACCAAUUUCCUUUAACUUUUACAGAAGAGAAACAUAAAUGUAAGAUUUGCUCAGUUUGAAAUAUGGUUAACAUUUUUGUUGGUUUAACUUGGGUCUAGAUGGUAAAGAGACUACAUGAGAUGUUAAUAUUUAUUUCAUGUAAUAAACUAGAAUGAAUCAUA
Molecule: messenger RNA, 6397 nt
Organism: Hemicordylus capensis (graceful crag lizard)
Lineage: Eukaryota; Metazoa; Chordata; Lepidosauria; Squamata; Cordylidae
Gene: PCF11
Product: PCF11 cleavage and polyadenylation factor subunit
Exons: 16
Coding region: 317-5533 (1738 amino acids)
Biological process (GO): termination of RNA polymerase II transcription
Cellular component (GO): cytoplasm; mRNA cleavage factor complex
Molecular function (GO): mRNA binding; RNA polymerase II complex binding
Source: RefSeq, a predicted model, not a curated record